Arachis ipaensis is the source of this 1199-nucleotide messenger RNA. RefSeq lists its product as uncharacterized. Gene Ontology annotation, cellular component: nucleus. NCBI's taxonomy places the organism in Eukaryota, Viridiplantae, Streptophyta, Magnoliopsida, Fabales, Fabaceae. The record is from RefSeq and is a predicted model, not a curated record. Gene Ontology annotation, molecular function: chromatin binding. Gene Ontology annotation, biological process: mitotic G2 DNA damage checkpoint signaling.
GGGCCUGACAGAAAUAUUUGGGCUACAAGCCCAAAUUUGUUUCCUAAGCCCAAAUUUUAAAGCCUCCAAAAAAUGGCGCCAAAAUAAAGAAAACUACGGACGAAGAAAAUUUUCUCUAGAUUUCGAAAAUUUUCCAUCGUCCCAAACAGGCUCUGCGCGCAGCAUCAUCGAUGUCGUCGUCUACGGUCUUCAUCGCCGUCCAGUGCUGCCAAUGCUCCACCAUGCAGGUGAAGCAGAAGAAGAAGAGCAGCAACAAGUGGAACUGCGCGGUGUGUAACCAGAAGCAAUCGGUUCGGAAGGUGUUCGCUCAGGGUUUCAUGGCCAAGGACCUCCGCAAGUUCGUCCAGAGCUUCAAUAUGUCCCGGAAGCUCGUCGACGACGGAGAAUGGCUCCAAGCUGGAACCCUAGGUUCACUGUCGGAACAUCGCGAUGACGAGAUCGAGCUUCCGAUCAACCCGGAAAAGAAGAGAAGAAUCGAUUGGACUGCAUACCUUGACCAAGAGGAUCAUCAUGAUCUUACCAUCAAAGAAGCAGAACAAGAACAAGGAGGAGGAGAUGGUUUUGAGCCAGUGAUUGUGACUGAGUUGGAAAAUGUUAUGUUCAAGAAACGUAAGUCUGAUGAGAACUCAGAAGAAAGUGCCAAGCUUUUCAAAGAGCCAGUGUUCCGAAAUUCUCGAGAGAAGCUAAUGAAAGAUAAACAGCAAAAACCAUUGAUUGAAAGCAAUUCAAUGAGGAGUUUAUCUAAUCAAAGGACUCAAAAUUGCAAACCAACAAUCAGCAAGACAAGCUCCAAAUGGAGUGAUUACAUAUUAGAUGAGGACAAUGGCAACUUAGAACUUGGUUGGGAGAGAGCCAUCAACUUCAAGGACAACUUUAAGCCAUGUAGCAACAGCUUCUUACAAGAUAUGACUAACGAGGAAAGGGUGGAAGAUGAUAUUCACCCGGAUUUUAUGUGAAUUAUAUCGAAGUCCAUUAGGUUUCAUGUGUAUUAAUAAUUAGUAAAGUAAUUUUUGCAGGGAGGAAAAAUAUUAUUUUAGCAUCGGAAAAGGUAAAUGUCACGUGAUAUUUGUUCAAAUUACACCCGCAAUUCCACGAUGAUAUAUCUUCGUAAUACAACUCAUGUUUCCAAUCUCCAUGGCACUGUAUUGUGUUGCUUGUAUUUCAUCUUUGGUAUCACACUCUUCCUAGUUCCUAAAAGG